AUGACUACCGCACUUGACUCUCUCAAGCAGUACACUGCUGGUGAGUAGCUUAUAUGCGCGCAAUCUCUCCCCUUUGCGCACAAAACCUCUUCUGACCUUCGUCUCCUCCUCGCACUUCCCGUGCUUACAGUCGUCUCUGACUCUGGUGACUUCGAGUCCAUUGACGCUUACAAGCCUCAAGAUGCCACCACUAACCCUGUGAGUAGCAGGAGCCGGUCGUUUAGAUCUUAGGCUGCUUCGGAGUAUGAAUGGGUCCCACCCCACGCCAGGGUCCAAAAUUGUGCCCCAGGCGAAAAUCUUUUUGCCACAUCCCUUCGGUGCACCUCCACCGAGUGCAUCAAGUGCUCGCCUGUGCAGCAGGAAGUGGUCAUCAAGGACAUUGUCAUAAUGCACGCACUUACCUUCUCCAGGAGCGCGCCUUUUCCCCGGCACUCGAAGUGCAAUCAAAUGCUCUAUUUCCUCGUACUGAAGCUUGACUGACACGCUUGCUCAUUCCUAUGGCUACCCCAGUCUCUGAUCCUUGCUGCCAUCAAGGAGGAGAAGUACGCUCGUCUCUUGGAUGUUGCUGCCAAGUACGCUCAAUCGCAGACCGGCGACAAGUCCAACCAGGUUGAGAACGCCGUCGACCGUCUCUUGGUCGAGUUUGGUGCCGAAAUUCUAAAGAUCAUCCCUGGCCGUGUCUCUACCGAAGUCGACGCUCGUCUCUCCUUCAACAAGGAGGCUACCAAGGCCAAGGCUAAGAAGCUCAUCGCUCUCUACAAGGAGCAGGGCAUUGACAAGCAGCGUGUUCUGAUCAAGAUCGCAUCCACCUGGGAGGGCAUUCAGGCCGCCCGUGAGCUCGAGCGCGAUGACGGCAUCCACUGCAACUUGACUCUUCUGUUCGGCUUCGGUCAAGCUGUUGCCUGUGCCGAAGGUGGCAUCACUCUGAUCUCUCCCUUCGUUGGACGUAUCCUUGACUACUACAAGAAGGCUACCGGUAAGGAGUACACAGCCAAGGAGGACCCAGGAGUUGUGUCCGUUCAGCGCAUCUACAACUACUACAAGCAACACGGCUACAACACCAUCGUUAUGGGCGCCUCGUUCCGCAACGUCGGCGAGAUCAAGGAGCUCGCUGGUUGCGACUUCCUGACCAUUGCACCCAAGCUGCUCGAGGAGCUCAAGAACGACAAGGAGCCCGUCAAGCAGGUUCUGAGCGUCGAGAACGCCAAGAAGGCCGAGGCUAUUCCCAAGGUCUCCUUCAUUGACGAUCAGCCCGCUUUCCUUUUCGAGCUCGCAAAAGACGCUAUGGCCGUGUCUAAGCUCAACGAGGGCAUUGCCAAGUUCGCCGAGGAUGGAGAGACCCUUGAGGGCAUCGUCGCCAAGAAGCUCGGCGCUUAA
Messenger RNA from Ceraceosorus bombacis, 1377 nucleotides. NCBI's taxonomy places the organism in Eukaryota, Fungi, Basidiomycota, Exobasidiomycetes, Ceraceosorales, Ceraceosoraceae. The record is from the annotation of a GenBank genome assembly.